CCUCCGCAAAUCGACGGGACAGUGACGCUCCGUCUUGCCAAUUUUCCCCCAAAACAAAGCCCUAACUUUCUCUCUCUAAAAAUUCUCCCCAUUUCUCUCUUAAUCUUCCAUUUUUUCGGAAUUUUCCCUCAAUUUCACUCCUUUUGAUUAUUGUUGGGUACACUGUUCAAGUUAAAACAGUCCUUCUCGGAGUUAUACUACAGCUGAAGUAGACCCAAAUUUUCAGAUUCACUGGUGUCUCUGUUUAUCUUCCCGGAUGGUUUGAGGAGUUUUUGAGGUAGUGGUGCAGUUUAGCCAUGGGGAGCAGUGAUAUUGACAAAUCCUCUAAGGAGGCAAAGGAGUCAAAGGAGGCGAAGACUCCCAAUUCACAGGAGCAGGCUUCAUCUACUGCUACUGGUACAGUAAAUCCAGACUGGCCCGGAUUUCAGGGAUAUUCACCGAUGCCUCCACAUGGGUUCAUGGCUUCAAGUCCUCAAGCACACCCUUACAUGUGGGGAGUUCAGCAUCUUAUGCCACCCUAUGGUACUCCACCACAUCCUUAUGUCGCAAUGUAUCCCCAUGGUGGAAUAUAUGCUCAUCCAUCCAUUCCUCCGGGAUCAUACCCCUUCAGCCCCUUUGCGAUGCCAUCUCCAAACGGCGUUGCUGAAGUUGCAAUCAACACCUCUGGCAAUGCUGAAUUAGAUGGUAAAUCAUCUGAGGUAAAGGAGAAAUUGCCCAUUAAAAGAUCUAAAGGAAGCUUGGGUAGUUUGAAUAUGAUUACAGGCAAGAACAACGAACUUGGUAAAACGUCUGGAGCAUCUGCAAAUGGAGUCUACUCUAAAAGUGCCGAGAGUGGAAGCGAAGGCUCAAGCGAAGGAAGUGAUGCAAAUUCUCAAAAUGAGUCACCAAUGAAGUCAGCAGGCAGGCAAGAUUCAGCUGAAGAAGCAUCUCAAAAUGGCAAUUCUGCUCAUAGUUCUCAGAAUGGAGGAACUAGUGCUCCUCAUUCAUUGGUCAACCAAACUAUGGCAAUCAUGCCAAUGUCAGCUGUGGGUGCUGGCGGUGUUCCUGGCCCCACAACCAACUUGAAUAUUGGUAUGGACUACUGGAAUGCCGCCGCUUCACCGAAUAUUCCUGCAAUCCAUGGGAAGGUACCGUCUGCUUCAGUUGCUGGAGGAAUAGUUAAUGCUGGAUCAAGGGAUAUUGUCCAAUCACAAAUGUGGAUUCAGGAUGAAAGGGAGCUCAAGAGGCAGAGAAGAAAGCAGUCCAACAGGGAAUCUGCACGUAGGUCUAGGCUACGGAAGCAGGCAGAGUGUGAUGAACUAGCACAGCGUGCUGAAGUUCUAAAGGAAGAAAAUACCUCUCUUAGAACAGAACUGAGUCGUCUAAGGAGUGAGCAUGACCAACUUGCUUCUCAGAAUGCUUCUCUUAAGGAGAGACUUGGUGAAGUUCCAGGCCGAGAUGAUCCCAGACCUAGUAGAAAUGACAUACCUCUAAACAAAGAUACCCAGCAUUCAACACAAACUGAACCCAAACAGGGUGGUCAGUGAAGUUCUGGCUAGAUUAUCGUGGAUUGAAAAAUAGGCUUAACCUAACAAACUUAGUAGCAACAGUCUUUAAUUUGCAUAUUUAUGUAGUUUAAAAAUCUAUGAAAUGUGAGGCUUUUUAGUAUCGGGAUUCAUUGUCCAAUAUUUUCCAUUGUUUCUCAGUUUGGACCGAUCUUUUAUGGUCGAGAAACCUGGAUAAUAUGUAGAGUAUGUGACGGGUGGCGCGUGAUAGUUUGUGCCUAAUAGGUGGUGUCUCUGUUUUACUCAAAUUUGUAUGUACUGAUGAAAUAGUUGAUGGCAUUUCUCAUUUUCAACUGGAUAAUAUGUAGAGUA
Messenger RNA from Solanum tuberosum (potato), 1856 nucleotides. RefSeq names its product transcription factor HBP-1a. The coding region runs from base 297 to 1526 and encodes 409 amino acids. Gene Ontology annotation, biological process: regulation of DNA-templated transcription. The record is from RefSeq and is a predicted model, not a curated record. Gene Ontology annotation, molecular function: DNA-binding transcription factor activity; sequence-specific DNA binding; zinc ion binding. The transcript is spliced from 13 exons. Gene Ontology annotation, cellular component: nucleus. NCBI's taxonomy places the organism in Eukaryota, Viridiplantae, Streptophyta, Magnoliopsida, Solanales, Solanaceae.